Messenger RNA from Penicillium mononematosum, 267 nucleotides. RefSeq lists its product as uncharacterized. The record is from RefSeq and is a predicted model, not a curated record. Lineage: Eukaryota; Fungi; Ascomycota; Eurotiomycetes; Eurotiales; Aspergillaceae. The coding region runs from base 1 to 267 and encodes 88 amino acids. The transcript is spliced from 3 exons.
AUGUCAGAUUUCUUCCGCAGGGCAUCUGACGCAUUCCACCAUCGCCAGCCAAAGCCUCCCGAGCAACAGCCGCUCAACCAAAACUCGCAGUCUGCUCAGCCUGAAUCUCAUGUAAAUGAGGCUAUUGCUGGUACAGCGAAUGAUAAUGUUGCCCAACCCAAGCAACACCGCCUUUGGGGAUGGGGACGCCACCAGGGAAACAAACCCGCGACAAAUCAGCAAGGUAGCCAGGCGAAAGAAGAUAUCGACUGGGUGGUUGGCACGUAG